Molecule: messenger RNA, 2271 nt
Organism: Raphanus sativus (radish)
Lineage: Eukaryota; Viridiplantae; Streptophyta; Magnoliopsida; Brassicales; Brassicaceae
Product: telomere repeat-binding protein 5-like
Exons: 10
Coding region: 208-2049 (613 amino acids)
Source: RefSeq, a predicted model, not a curated record
ACGUCCCGUACUAUUUCUUUUGUUUCCACACAAACCAAAAGGGGUUUUUCCUUUUCACAGAACUUCGACAGCAACAACAAAUAGAGAAAAGCCUUUCCUUAUACCUUUCGUUGUGCUUCUCGUUAGAGAUUUUGACUGCCUUGUUUUUUCAGAGAAAAAGGGGUCUUCUUGUCUUGCUUUUGUUGAAUGUAAUUUGUUCUUGAAAUCAUGGUGUUUCAGAAGAGGCUCGACUAUGGAUUCAAUGGCUAUGAGGUGCCUCCUACACCUCGAGCUACAAGAUCACCAAGAAAGAGUGCUUUCAAGAAGAAUCAAAUAUCUUCCUUCGAUUUGCUGGCAGCAGUAGCUGGUAACCUUCUGCUUGAAAGUGGUGGGCAUUCUUCUUCCUCAAGUAACAACGCCAUAGGGGAUACCAAUGAAGAAGAUCAUUGUGCUGUUAAGACAGAACCGAAUUACGGUGGCCAUCAAACAGUGGUAGAAGAGACUAACUGUGAUCACAUUCAUAACAAUAAUGCUGAAAGGAGAUUCUUUGUCUCUGAGAUCCUUCCAAAGUCUCAAAGAUCUCCAACUCCUCCCAAAGAUUUUCAUUUUGGAUCUACCUCUGGUAUAACUUCUGAUUCCUCGGAGAAGCUUGGCACUCAAGAAUUAGGUCAGAGUGUUCGUUUUAGGUCAGAGACUAAUGAUAAGAUAUCAUCAUCAAUGCAUAAGAGGCUAAUAAAUAAUUGUGAACCAGAGUUAUCAAGGGAUGUUAUAGCUGAGAAUAAGCAUCAUAUAGGUAGUGACUUCAAGAAACCAAUCCCUCGUUCGGUGUGCUCUGAUGAUAUAGAGUUACUCAAUGGUGAUGGCGAAAACUUCUCAGCACGUUACGCAACGAAAACAUUUAGGUCAACUCUUCGAAUAGGAGACAGAAGAAUAAAGAAAGUUUUGGCUUCAAAGUAUUGUAAAGUCUCUUCAAAGCAGAAAGAGACAACGGUAACUGAUACAGACUUGGACUUGAAGCCUGGUUACUACAGCAAGAAACAUUGUUUCAAAAGCUUAAGAUCAGAGAGGAGAUAUCCAAUCAAGAAAAGAAGAUACUUUGAUGGUUAUACAGCCUCACAAUCAGAAGCAGCAGUUAGAAAUGAAGGCCUUUCUGGUUCACCUCGAAAGGCUUCAGCUUUUAUGUCAACCAUAGCUUGUCAGAAGCAACCCCCUUUACAAUCACGAGAUUCUCACGUGAAAUUUGGAAUCAAGUCAUUUAGAGUUCCUGAGAUUUUCAUUGAUAUUCCAGAGACUGCUACCGUUGGUUCGCUAAAGAGGACAGUCUUGGAAGCUGUGACCACUAUACUUGAAGGUGGACUACGCAUAGGAGUUCUUGUUCAUGGAAAAAAAGUUAGAGACGACAAUAAAAUGCUUCUUCAGAGUGGAAUCUCUCUAGACACUCUUUCAGAUACCUUAGGCUUUUGUCUUGAGCCCAAUCCUCCACAAUCCAAAAAACAGCUGUCUCCUGAAGAUUCUGAUUUUGUGCGUCCAUGUAAUGUACCUCAUCACACUCUAACAAGGUGUCUCCCAUCACUAGGGAAACAUGCUAAACCUAGUAACUCUGUAGAUAGUGACCUUGACUCCAAACCCUCUGCAUCAAAUAGGGGUAAACCCGUCUACUCCAGAGCCUUGAUUCCUGUUGCUCCUCUGCAUGCUCAGGCUUUAAACGUAGUCCCACCUCGGAAACCUAAGCGAUCUGAGGUGGCUCAGCGCAGAAUCCGUCGACCUUUCUCUGUUGCAGAAGUUGAGGUCCUUGUUCAAGCUGUGGAGAGACUUGGGACCGGAAGGUGGCGUGAUGUUAAGCUACGAGCUUUUGAUAACGCAAAGCACCGGACUUAUGUCGAUUUGAAGGACAAAUGGAAGACGUUGGUGCACACAGCAAGAAUAUCGCCUCAACAAAGGAGAGGUGAGCCUGUUCCCCAGGAGCUCUUAGACCGGGUACUGAUGGCUCAUGCCUACUGGUCCCAGCAACAGGGGAAACAACAGUUGCUAGAGGGACCUCAUAAGCUCGAGACAAGUCUUGGUCUAUAGACUGGGAACAAAAUGUUAUCUCCGCGGCGUGAAAAUGAAGCUGAUAUUUUUUUUCUUUCAUAUAUACUUUUUUGUUUAUUUGUUAUGUUAUGUAUUUGAAAAUAUUCAUUGUGUAAGGAAAAAAAGGAAUGGAAUGUGGUGCAGAAGUGAAUAGAGAUGAAGAUAUGUGAAGUCUAAUGUAAUUGUCACAGUGAUUGGUUAUAAUAACAUGUUUAUUCCUUU